Messenger RNA from Epithele typhae, 2664 nucleotides. RefSeq names its product anaphase-promoting complex, cyclosome, subunit 4-domain-containing protein. Gene Ontology annotation, cellular component: anaphase-promoting complex; nuclear periphery. The transcript has 12 exons. Bases 1 to 2664 code for a protein of 887 amino acids. Gene Ontology annotation, biological process: positive regulation of mitotic metaphase/anaphase transition; protein K11-linked ubiquitination; anaphase-promoting complex-dependent catabolic process. NCBI's taxonomy places the organism in Eukaryota, Fungi, Basidiomycota, Agaricomycetes, Polyporales, Epitheliaceae. The record is from RefSeq and is a predicted model, not a curated record.
AUGACUUCGACAAUCGCCUCCAUCGCGACUAUUCAGCUACCCGCACCUACGCAAGUUCUCACCUCAUCAUGGUGCCCAGACAAAGAUUUGCUUGUUGUAUUCUAUCGCGUGUCACAUCAAACCAAGAUGGCCUUGUACAAAAUGCAGGGCUCGAAGAAGUGGGAGGUGACCAUUGACUCGAGGCAAAUCGGAAGAGCGGAGGUGGAAGUACUUGGGGUGGCAUGGAGCCCCGACGCCCAGUCGCUUGCUGUGAUUUCCAACCCUCCUUUGGUCUCUGUCCACUCGAUACAAACCGGGCAAGUUGUGAACGACAUACCGUUCAGCCAGACUGCACCCCUCAAACUAGCGAACGUUUGGUGGUUUCGUGAAGAGAAGAAAGUAGUGGGCAAUGGGAUACCUGAUAUUUUCAAACGGGGGGAUAGUACCACAGGUUCUGCACUCGCGAUUUUGAGGAACCUGCCGUUGUUGGAUCCUAUGGAAGAUGAUGCGACACCACUGAAUUCAAACGAUCUUUUCGCUUUCCAAGGGACGCGAAACCGAGCAGCUCCAACGGCUAGGACCAUCCCUGGCAGCAUCGCCUCUUGGCCUGCUUUUCAGCAACGUCGGGAUGACGCCUCAAUUGCGGCGCAGGCGCAAACAGCGCAACAAGCAUUCCCAGAGGAAGCUGAUAAACCCGACGAUACGAACCUCAAUAGCAUCCUCGCCGUUGCAGACACUUACGGCCAAAUGCACUUGUUCUUGGAGGGCUCAUAUCUCCUGGGCACGCUGGGUAUCCGCGAAACGACGUACCCUCGAUCGGUUCACAAGCUCCGAGAAUUCUUCUUUGCUCACAUCGGAUCCUCAGCCGCGGGCGAUGCCGAUGUAGUGCUAUUCCCGUACGCAGCUCAACUCCCGUACCUAGCAACAAGGCACUGCAGAGAAGUCGCUCGUGUGUCUACCGCAGCGAGGGAGCUCGCUGGAUACGCUAUACAGGUGGUGAAGGACAUGCGUUCAGCAUGGUUUGGCACGGAGACUCAAGGUGGAGCACGGCUUCUGGGACAGAAGUGGGUCCAGGCCCUCGAGGAGAGGCAGACGAAGGAGUUCGGACAGGAGGAGGCGUAUGGUCUCCUUGAUUUGACCUGCUUGCUCACUACUGGCCGUUCUUCGGAAGCACUGAUGGACUUUCUCGGGAGUGGGGAACAUAUGAGCGAAAGGAGCAUGCACAAAUGGGAAACCAUGAUGACCGAAGCACUGGUGAAGCUCCGCGAUAUGGCGGAGCAGCGUGUUGCACCCGCUGUGCAGCGUCUUCACCUUCUCCUGCAAGAGGUCCAGGGCUGGGCCACUCUGCCGCAGUAUGCCGUGUGCAAUAUCAACCCGCCAACGAUCGAGGCCUGCCUCGAGCUAGCAGCAAGCGCGAUCAUUCUAUCGAGCUGGCUCGCUACUACCGCACGCAAAGAACUCCUUCGCUUCAGGGAAUUCAUGAAAUGGCUACGCUAUGAGACUAGUCGUGGAAAUGCUACCGGGGACCACCCUACACCACGACCGCAACAUGAUAUCCUGGAAGUCAAUGAAUACCUUUCAUCGAGUCUCGUCGUCAGCCCGAUCGACAAAUGGUUCUUGGGUCUCGCCGCGCCCAUCAAACGGACGGCACUCGGCGUCCCGAGCAUGGACACCGCGAACCUCAAGGUGGCAGUCAAGAAGGCCCGCGAGGCACUAGCGCAGUGGGAUCGCGGCACGCAGCAACAGCCCGUCCAGCCCCGCGACCUUCCGCACAUUGAACGGAACCUGGACUCGCUCCUGCAUGCUCUCGCGUCGCGUUGCCAGGAAGUGUUCGUUGAGGCGUGCAAGGCCGCUGGGCGCUCAGCGGUCGUGCUCCGAAGUCCCGAGACAGUGCCUGUGCCGGGAGAGGCGGCUACGGAUUUGCCGACAGGACCCGCCGCUCCGUUAGUACGCGAGCGGACGGUUGAGGAUGACAGCAAGGCAAGCGACGCUUUCGGCGUUCUAGCGUCCUGCCGUGCGUUUACUGACCGCAGACGGGUACACUUGUUUCCGUCCCCACAGCCGGACAAUUUUGUGCACUGUCUCGCGAUGAGGCCGCCGCUCGUCGGUGACGGUGUCGGAACGGGCCCAUCAUACCUCUGCCUCGCCCGACUGCAACAGGGCCUCGGGGCCCUGGACACCCCGCCCACGAUCGAGGUGGCCGUGUUCGAAUGCAGCGUCCUCGAAGACGUGGGCGGCGCCGGGCACGCGUUCGAGCUCGUCGACCUUGACUUUUUCGACGGCUCGCUGCUCGUGAUCGUGUACCGGCACCCGGAACAAGGUGAGUGCGCGCGCAUCGCGACCGUCGGCUACGCGGACCUGCUGUACCACACGAUCCCGGCGGACGGGUACGUAACCGGCACGACUCGAGGGGCGCUGAUGCGCGACGUGCUCGCGCGCGUCGCGGGCGGGCAGCUCCCUGCGGUGCCCACGCCGAUUGUGCAGUCGCGGCCGCUGGGUGUGGCAUUCAAGACCGGCGCGGUGAAGCUCGCGGUGAACGGGCGAACCGGCCGGCGGGUCGCGUGCGUGCUGGACGGGACGGGGACGGUGGUGGAGGUUCUGGAUAUGGAGGCGGAGGAGGACGAGGAAGACGUGGAAGACGAGGACGAGGACGACGCGGAUGCGGCGGAAGAGGGUCCAGAAUAG